AUGGCAGCCACUUCUCCCAGUGCGUCUGCAAAACGCAGUCAUGUAGAAUAUAUCCAGGAAACAGGCAUCCUGGCACUUCCAAAAAAACACAAGUAUGACGAGGAAGUGUAUAGUCACAGUCUGAUAUGCAUGGCUUGGCGAGGACUUUCCCAGAAAGAUCCAUGCAGAGCAGUCAUGAGCAACAGAAUCAGUUUCUUUGAAGUGGAAAUUCUAGAUGGCAAAACAAAGCAACAGUUGUGUUUUCUUGACAAGGUGGAACCCAAUCUCACAAUCAGUGAUGUUAAACUGAUGUUUCAUAAAUGUUAUCCACAAUGGUAUCCAGCUAGACAAUCAAUACGUUUGGAUCCAAAAGGUAGAUCAUUAAAGGAUGAUGAAAUUCUUCAAGAUCUUCCAGUUGGAACAACUGCUACGUUAUAUUUCAGAGAUCUGGGUCCUCAAAUUGGAUGGACUAUGGUGUUUCUAACAGAAUAUGCAGGUCCUCUUUUUGUAUACUUUUUGUUUUAUUUUCGUAUGCCAUUUUUCUAUGGAUUGGCUAAAGCUUUUACAUCCAGCCCACACUCAGUAGUACAUUUGGCAUGCUGCUGUCAUUCAUUCCACUACAUCAAAAGGUUGAUUGAAACAUUAUUUGUUCAUCGAUUCUCCCACGGGACUAUGCCACUAAGGAGUAUUGUAAAGAAUUGUUUCUAUUACUGGGGAUUUGCUGCUUGGUUUGCAUAUUAUAUCAAUCAUCCUCUCUAUACUCCACCGACUUAUGGAAAAAAGCAGAUAAGUCUGGCUAUGAUCAUGUUCUUGAUCUGUGAAACUGGCAAUUUUUCCAUCCACAUAGUGCUCAGCAAUUUGAGAAUUGAUGGUUCGAGGUCACGGAAAAUUCCAUUCCCAACAAGGAAUCCUUUCACCUGGCUUUUUCUCUUUGUCUCCUGUCCUAAUUACACAUAUGAGGUAGGAAGCUGGAUCAGUUUCACAAUAAUGACUCAAUGUGCCCCAGUUGGUUUAUUUACGUUGAUUGGUUUCAUUCAGAUGACUAUAUGGGCAAAGGAAAAACAUCGCAGAUAUAUCCGAGAAAUCAAGGAUUACCCAAGACUUCGUAUGUCUAUAAUUCCAUUCCUGCUGUGA
Messenger RNA from Bombina bombina (fire-bellied toad), 1113 nucleotides. RefSeq names its product very-long-chain enoyl-CoA reductase-like. Gene Ontology annotation, biological process: very long-chain fatty acid biosynthetic process. The record is from RefSeq and is a predicted model, not a curated record. The transcript has 15 exons. Lineage: Eukaryota; Metazoa; Chordata; Amphibia; Anura; Bombinatoridae. Gene Ontology annotation, molecular function: oxidoreductase activity, acting on the CH-CH group of donors. Bases 1 to 1113 code for a protein of 370 amino acids.